Rhinocladiella mackenziei CBS 650.93 is the source of this 1179-nucleotide messenger RNA. RefSeq lists its product as uncharacterized. The coding region runs from base 1 to 1179 and encodes 392 amino acids. The transcript is spliced from 2 exons. The record is from RefSeq and is a predicted model, not a curated record. NCBI's taxonomy places the organism in Eukaryota, Fungi, Ascomycota, Eurotiomycetes, Chaetothyriales, Herpotrichiellaceae.
AUGUGUAGAUUUCUGGUCUACAAAGGCUCUAAACCUAUAAUUCUUUCGAAACUAGUCACUGAGCCAUCUCACAGUAUCCUUACACAGUCCUACGACAGCCGUCUGCGUCUCGACAGUCGUCGCCCGGUCAAUGGAGAUGGUUUCGGCGUCGGUUGGUACACUGAGCCCGAACUAGGCCCUGAUCCAUGUAUCUUCACUUCCACCCUGCCCGCCUGGAACUGCGUGAACCUCGAACGAAUAGCGCCCAAGACGGCUUCCAGGCUGAUUUUUGCCCAUGUCCGAGCCACCACGGAAGGUUCCCUGGCCGAGAACAACUGCCACCCUUUCCAGCACAAUACCUUGAUGUGGAUGCACAACGGCAACAUUGGAGCGUGGAAGUAUGUCAAACGCCCCUUGUCCGACAGCAUCGCCGAUAAAUGGUUUCUCGGCGUGAAGGGCGGAACGGAUUCCGAAUGGGCCUUUGCACUCUUCCUCGACAUCUUGGAACGCGAAGGCGUCGAUCCCAGUUCCGCACCCGAAGGGGGAUUCGACGCGAAGAUUCUGCGACGGGCAAUGAAGAAGACCAUUGCUCAAAUCAACGCCUUCGUGAAAGCCGUCCCGCCCGAAUACCAAUUACCGGAUGUCGAGACGAGAAGUCUCCUCAACUUCGCUGUCACCGAUGGCCAUUCUGUUAUUGUAACCAGAUAUGUGAGUAGCAAAACCGAUGCGGCGGCGAGUCUGUACUACUCUUCUGGGACGGCGUGGGUGGAAGGGAAAACGAAGGGUCAAUUCCGCAUGGAACGGAGAGAUAAAGCCUCGGACGUGGUUCUCGUGGCCAGCGAACCGUUGACCUUCGAACGACACAAUUGGCUAUCAGUGCCCACAAAUACAAUGGUGACAAUUUGCCAGCAGACGGUGUAUGUCCGCCCGAUCAAAGACGAGUUUUAUGACCCAGAUCCCUCGACAGAACGCUCAACAGGAUUCGCGCGGUCGAAAGGCUUAGUGUCCAAAGCCCCCGGGGGGAGUGCAGAAACACCUUCCACGAUCGCUGGCACCCCUCUUCCGCCGACGGAGGUCGAGUCUCCAGGCGGUGGCUACAUGAUGAAAGAGAAUCUGGAUGAAUUUCGGGCGAAGAUGGCGGAGUUGCAGUUGAAAAAUGGGACGACAACGAAUGGGACGACUGAGCAAGUCAUAAUUUGA